AUGAAUUAUUCACCAAAUAAAAAUAGAAUUAAAAGAAAGCAAAAGCAAGAACUUACAGAAGAAUAAAGAUAAGAAAUUAAAGAAGCAUUUGAUUUAUUUGAUACUGAAAAAACUGGAACAGUUGAUUAUCAUGAACUUAAAGUUAUAAUGAGAGCUUUAGGUUUUGAUGUAAGAAAGCAAGAAGUUCUUUAAAUUAUAAAAGAAUAUGAUCGGGAUGAAACUGGCCAUAUUUAAUAUGCUGAUUUUGUUGAAAUAAUGACUUAAAGAUAUAAUGAUAGAGAUCCUACAGAGGAAAUACUAAAAGCAUUCAAAUUAUUUGAUGAAGACAAUAGUGGCAAAAUUAGCUUAAGAAACUUAAAAAGAGUUGCAAGAGAACUUGGAGAAACAUUAACAGAUGAUGAACUUUAAGCUAUGAUUGAUGAAUUUGAUAGGGAUUAAGAUGGAUAAAUAUCUUAAGAAGAAUUUUUGGCUAUAAUGAAAUAAACAAGUAUAUAUUGA
Ichthyophthirius multifiliis is the source of this 498-nucleotide messenger RNA. RefSeq lists its product as hypothetical. Lineage: Eukaryota; Ciliophora; Oligohymenophorea; Hymenostomatida. The transcript is spliced from 5 exons. The record is from RefSeq and is a predicted model, not a curated record. Gene Ontology annotation, biological process: spindle pole body duplication. Gene Ontology annotation, molecular function: calcium ion binding; microtubule binding. Gene Ontology annotation, cellular component: microtubule organizing center.